CAGCAAGUUUUACUUCUCCCUGGUGCAAGGGUGUUUGCCAGCAGCCUGCGCUCUCGGAAAUCAGAUUCAAGUGACCAGGACUCUCGAGUCCAAACGCUUACCAUGCUACUCCCCAGGAGGGCCAGGAACUGCUGACAUUACCACUGGACGGUCAUUCGUCUCUUACCAUUACCAACAAGCAUGGACAAGCUUAAUAAAAUAACUGUCCCAGCCAGUCAGAAGUUGAGGCAACUUCAAAAGAUGGUCCAUGAUAUUAAGCAUAAUGAAGGUGGAAUAAUGAACAAAAUCAAAAAGCUGAAGGUCAAAGCACCUCCAAGUGUUCCUCAAAGGGACUAUGCUCCAGAGAGCCCUGCCAACCAGGAGGAGCAGUGGUCAGAUGACUUUGACAGUGAUUAUGAAAAUCCUGACGAGCACUCGGAUUCAGAGAUGUACGUGAUGCCCGCAGAAGAGAACGGGGACGACAGUUACGAGCCACCCCCCGUGGAGCAGGAGACCAGGACAGUCCACCCAGCCCUGCCCUUCACCAGGGGCGAGUAUGUAGACAACCGAUCAAGCCAGCGGCAGUCUCCACCCUGCAGCAAGACACUUCCCAGUAAGCCCAACUGGACUUCAGGGAAAGCAAGGCUCUCCUCCACUCUGCCAUCCCCACCUUCUCUUCAAAAACCUCAAGUCCCACCCAAACCCAAAGGGCUCCUCGAGGAUGAGGCUGAUUAUGUGGUCCCUGUGGAAGAUGAAGAUGGAAACUAUAUUCAUCCCACAGAGAGCAGUUCACUUCCAUCAGAAAAAGCUCCCAUGGUGAACAGAUCAACCAAGCCACAUAACUCCUCAAAGCCAGCCUUUUCUCCAGGGACAGCUUCAGGUGGAAGCAGCGGAAACUGGGACUCCAAGUUGCCAUCCUCACCCACAGCGCCAUCCCCACUGCCGAGGGCCGGGAAGAAAUCAGCUGCACCACUGAAAACAACUCCAGUUGCAUCUCAACAGAAUGCAUCAAGUGUUUGUGAAGAAAAACCUAUACCUGCUGAACGCCACCGAGGGUCUAGUCACAGACAAGAAGCUGUGCAGUCACCAAUGUUUCCUCCUGCCCAGAAACAAAGUCAUCAAAAACCUAUACCUCUGCCAAGAUUUCCAGAUGGGGGAAGCCCAACUGUGGAUGGACUAAUACCCAGCUUUUUAUCUAAUUCUAAUUUGUCAGACCAGGAAGCUGAUGUUCACUGUAAGCCAUGGUAUGCUGGAGCCUGCGAUCGAAAGUCUGCUGAAGAGGCAUUAUAUAGAUCAAACAAGGAUGGAUCAUUUCUUAUUCGGAAAAGCUCUGGCCAUGAUUCCAAACAGCCAUAUACCUUAGUUGUAUUCUUUAAUAAGAGAGUGUAUAAUAUUCCUGUACGAUUUAUUGACGCAACAAAACAGUAUGCUUUGGGCAGAAAGAAAAAUGGUGAAGAGUACUUUGGAAGUGUUGCUGAAAUAAUCAAGAAUCAUCAACAUAGUCCCCUGGUUCUCAUCGACAGUCAGAAUAACACAAAGGAUUCCACAAGACUGAAGUACGCAGUUAAAGUUUCAUGAAAAAAAGAAAAAAGAAAAAAGAAAAAAAAGGUCACCAUCAUUGUUUCAAACAUUUUCUCCAAGUUUCUACCUUUGGGGAAACAUCUUAAAACUUCAUAUUUUGGGCUGUGAAUCAUCUAGUAAGAAAACAGAAGAUGGAGGAAGCUAUUUGAAAUUAUCAUCCAUUUCUUUAGAAGCAGCUCACAUGGACUUGUUCUAUCUAUUGCCUGACCAGAUGAACUGUUAAUAUUUUGUGAAGAUUAGUUAACAUGCUACUAAUAUUCUCCAAAUAAAUAUCUUUAUUUAAAAGAAACAUGUGAAAGUAUGUUCAGUAACGUAAGAAAAUACCACUCUAUUUUCAAAAUAAAGAAGUCAUACUCUUGGAUAAAAUAAAGCUGCUGGCAGUUUUGACCACAACAGUCACUGGUGCACUAUUGUGGCUGGUAUGUCCACUGUCAAUGCUUGGCAAUUGUCUUGGUUGGAAUUUUAAUGUGUAGAAAAUAAUAAUAUUGUGUAUUUGUUAAAUAGCAGAAAAGAAGGAUGAAUUGGUUCUUUUUUUGUGAGUGCUCCAAACCAUGGGACACGUAGAUGGAUAUGAACUUUCUAGAAGUCAGGAUUAUAUUAUUUGUUUGCUAAUUAAAGAUAAUGAUACCCUCUUGUA
Choloepus didactylus (southern two-toed sloth) is the source of this 2197-nucleotide messenger RNA. RefSeq names its product B cell linker (gene BLNK). The record is from RefSeq and is a predicted model, not a curated record. NCBI's taxonomy places the organism in Eukaryota, Metazoa, Chordata, Mammalia, Pilosa, Megalonychidae. Gene Ontology annotation, biological process: intracellular signal transduction; cell surface receptor protein tyrosine kinase signaling pathway. Gene Ontology annotation, cellular component: cytoplasm. The transcript is spliced from 17 exons. The coding region runs from base 181 to 1557 and encodes 458 amino acids.